Molecule: messenger RNA, 1920 nt
Organism: Desarmillaria tabescens
Lineage: Eukaryota; Fungi; Basidiomycota; Agaricomycetes; Agaricales; Physalacriaceae
Product: lectin
Exons: 6
Coding region: 415-1584 (389 amino acids)
Source: RefSeq, a predicted model, not a curated record
CAAAUUAGCGCUAAGUAAAAAACAGAUUGGUGCAUGCCGCAUUACAUAAUAAUUAUCGGAGAAGAACUUCCUGAUUGCAAGCGCCAAGUUCGAGUUCUCCCGGCAACAGCUCUCUGUAAUGUCGGUUUGCAUGAGCGCCAGGGAUAGAAUCGGGAAAUUCUUCUUCCUAGGCUAUGAAUGAUCAUCACAUAUCUGCGACAUUGAAUGGAAUGAGCUCCUGGAAGGGUCUACCGUCGAAACUCGCGCUUCUUUGCAUGCUGCGACCCAUUACACAGAGUUUAUCGAAGACCUGAACGGUUCUUGCUCCUCCAGACAAGCGUUCCAUUCAAUUUCAACUGUCAGCUUUGUCAAAUAUUUUCCUGUUGAAGCUGGCUCUGGAAAUUUUGUUCUAGUAUAAAAGGGCUUUGGUUCACAAUGAACAUACUCAUCGUGCUCAGCUCUGCGAUGUUUGCCCAGGUUGCGCUCCUCCUACCCGUCUUUUUAUCUGUUGUGGCCGGAAGUGUGCUGCCGUCUACUGCAGAUGCUUCCGCUGAUAUAUCUGCAGACGUAAGCGCUGAUGCGGCGUUAUUGCAUCGGUCUCUGGAUGCACGCGCUGUCGCACCAACGCUUGACUUUAACGACUCGACCUGGAUCUGGACGGGGGAGCCAACGGCUCAUCUCGGAGUGCGACCCUUCCGCAAGAGAAUUCCCUCUUCGAACAGAAAGUGCCCGACCUGCGCGACUAUUCUCCUAUCUAGUGAUGACCUCUACACCAUCAACGUCAAUGGUGCAGAGAUUGGGUCCGGGGAAGGAUGGCGCACCAGCGUUGUCUAUACAGUCGGUCUGAACCCUGAAGGUGAUAACGUCUUUGCCAUCGCGGUGAACAACACAAUAGGACUCGCCGGGCCCCUCAUCGCCACGAUCCUUGUUGACUACACGGAUGGUACUACCGAAACCAUCGUGACUGAUACGACCUGGAAGACGCUCCAAACUGUCCCGCCCUCUGGCUGGACGAGUCCCAGCUUUGAUGACUCAAGGUGGACUGCGGCUGUCGCGAAGUUACCCGGAACUCAGACACCUUGGGGUACCCCAUUCGUGCUCCCAUCUGCUAUCAACAUGACCGACGCCCAUUGGAUCUGGACCAACGAAACCGAUAGCAACGGUCAUGACCCUGUAGGUCAUAGGGCAUUCCGGGACACCAUAACCUCUCCGUAUGGAAAGGCUGCUGUUUGUGGCAAGGUAGUUAUUGGCGCGGAUAACAACUAUACUUUGUUCGUCAAUGGUAAUAACAUCGGCCACGGAGGUAAUUGGCACUCCAUGGAGGCCUAUUCUAUCCCUAAUUUGGAUCCGGAUGUGAACGUGUUCGCUGUUGAUGGAGAGAAUGCCCCGCCUGUGAGCCCUGCUGGGGUUAUCGCUGGGAUCCUCAUUGCGUACAACGAUGGGAGUUCGGAGACGUUCUAUACAGACAAGACUUGGAAGACGGUCACUGGGCUACCGGAUGGGUUUGAGGAAGUAGGUUUAGAUGACAGCGCGUGGAGCGACGCGUCGGAAUACGGCACGUUCUUGAAUGCGCACUGGAAGAAUGUCACGGUCCCGUUGGCUUAGGGGAACAGACUCUGCCCUUUCGAUCUUCAUACCCCUACUCUUCCUUAUCCCGUUAUUACCCUGUAGUUUUUUGCCUUCACUUUCAUCCCCCACCCCCUAGUCAUAUGCUGUUCUUUUUUUCAACUCCAGGUGUUCUCUAUCAACAUUUGAGGAAAUUUGUGUUUCUGCCUGAUUCUGGAUUAGUAUCAUCGAUCAUCGAUAAAAUAUAUUCCUCGGGUGUUUAUAUAUUUUAUAUGCAUUGCACCAGUAGCGUGUGUGUGGGUAAGAGCCACAUUGGACCACAACAUUCCACAAUCUUUAAGGUACAUUUUUGUACCCUCCUUGAAAUUAUCUGCC